Messenger RNA from Oncorhynchus kisutch (coho salmon), 11921 nucleotides. Its product is annotated as A-kinase anchor protein 2. The record is from RefSeq and is a predicted model, not a curated record. The coding region runs from base 836 to 3799 and encodes 987 amino acids. NCBI's taxonomy places the organism in Eukaryota, Metazoa, Chordata, Actinopteri, Salmoniformes, Salmonidae. The transcript is spliced from 4 exons.
AGCUAGCUGGCUGGUCUUUUACACACGAGGACAGAGUGGAAACAGGACGACAGCUAGCAUUAGGCAGGGUAAGUACUGCAGCUAGCUGGCUGGUCUUUUACACACGAGGACAGGGAGGAAACAGGACAACAGCUAGCAUUAGGCAGGGUAAGUACUGCAGCUAGCUGGCUGGUCUUUUACACACGAGGACAGGGAGGAAACAGGACAACAGCUAUCAUUAGGCAGGGUAAGUACUGCAGCUAGCUGGCUGGUCUUUUACACACGAGGACAGGGAGGAAACAGGACAACAGCUAUCAUUAGGCAGGGUAAGUACUGCAGCUAGCUGGCUGGUCUUUUACACACGAGGACAGGGAGGAAACAGGACAACAGCUAUCAUUAGGCAGGGUAAGUACUGCAGCUAGCUGGCUGGUCUUUUACACACGAGGACAGGGAGGAAACAGGACAACAGCUAUCAUUAGGCAGGGUAAGUACUGCAGCUAGCUGGCUGGUCUUUUACACACGAGGACAGGGAGGAAACAGGACAACAGCUAUCAUUAGGCAGGGUAAGUACUGCAGCUAGCUGGCUGGUCUUUUACACACGAGGACAGGGAGGAAACAGGACAACAGCUAUCAUUAGGCAGGGUAAGUACUGCAGCUAGCUGGCUGGUCUUUUACACACGAGGACAGAGUGGAAACAGGACGACAGCUAGCAUUAGGCAGGAAGUCCUCCAAGGCAUCAGAGGAUGGCAGUGGUGAUCUGAAGAGAGACAGAACGGAGAGAAAGAGUGUCGGUUUCCUCAACUCUGUUAGUGUGAUCUCAGCGCUUGGAGGAGACAGCAGUACAACCACCAGCACCAUGGAGGUGGAGGCCCACCCUGAGAGCUGCUACCACAGCCAAGGGCUCAACGGCCAGGGCAACAAACACCAGCCCCAGCCCCUGGACAUUGAGGUAGCUCAUGAGAUAGCCUACCUAGAUGAGGUGUUGGAAGCUAACUGCUGUGACCCCGGGGUUGAUACCACGCCAUCACCCUCUAACGGGAUGGCGACCACUGAGAAACACCCCAGGGAGGUCAACAUCGACGGGACUGGACCAUCUGUCAACAUCUCCAACACAGACACAACAUGCCAUGAGGUCAUAGUAGAGGGGAGAAAGCAGACUAUCUUCAUUGGACACCAGGAUGUCAAUUACACCAACAAUACCAAUAACACCAGGCCCAACGGCCACUCUGGGCCAAUGGGAGGAAAGCAGGAGAACUACAGGAAGCAGGGAGGAGAGACAAUAUCCCCCACUAUGACCACCAUCAAGAAGGAAGCUCGUUUCGAGCUGCGGGCCUUCCAGGAGGAGAAGAAGCCAUCCAAGCUGUUCGACCCGUGUGAGAAGGAAGUACGCGUGAAGAAGGUGCGUCCCUCGGAGGAGGUGGUAGAGCUGGAGAGGGAGAGGUUGGAGCUGAUCAGGGGCCAGGCAGUAAAGAAGAACCCAGACAUGGGGACAAAGUGGUGGAACCCUCCUCAGGAGAAGAGUCUGGAGGAGGAGCUUGAGCCAGACAAACUAGAGUCACACAGGAAGUACGAGGAGAGGAAGCAGCAGAGGAGGUCAGAGUUCACUGGUGGGAUGUCCCAGAUGUACGCCCAGGACUCCAUGACCUUGGACCCUAAUGCUGACCCUGAGGCUGGCCGCGACACGCCCGAGCUCUUCCAGAGCACCAAGGAGGACAUGCUGGUGGAGCAGAUGGACUUCUCUACCGCCAGGAAGCAGUUCCUCCAGAUGGAACACGCAAGGCAGCAGGCAGCCGAGACGUCACAGGUCACAGCUCCCAACUCGGCCAAGCCCUUCUCCAGAUCACCAGACACCGUGAUCCACGUGGAGCGAUCCUCCGAUUACGUCACUGUGGGCUACAGCAGUUACCAGGACUCACCACUAGAGGACAGCGACACAACCACCACAACAGUCCGGACAGAGAGGAUCUACUGCAGCCCAGAAGGGUCCCAGUCCCCCACCUCUACCGUGGGGAGGGUCCUGGGUCUGGGGCUGGGACAGGGACAGGGAGAGCCCAGUAAUAGUGGCCCCAGGGAGGCCUCGAUGGAGAACAGAUACAGAGACGGAGACUUUACCUGCGCCAGGGCCGUCAUGACCAUCAUAAAAGAUGAGAAGGAUCCUCUGUACCUCCAUCAUCAUUCCUCCUCCCUCCACAGCCCCAGCGCCUCUCUGUCCUCCUGCAACCCCAAGGAAUGUGACUCCGGGCUGGAUGAGCUUUCCCUGCGGUCCCUGGAUAACUCUAUGCUGGAUACCCUGUCAAAAGACUUCAGCAUGAGUAACGUAUCCGACAGCGGGGCGUCAAAUGAGCCCAUGUCGGCCUCCUACCUGGCGGAGACGUCUCUGGGAGAGUACUCCUUCCCCUCCACCCCACAGUCCACUACACCCGUCAACGGAAAGAUGGAGGGAGGCACCACCAUGUCCCCUGGGGAGCAGAACGAGGGAAGUCAGAGUCUGUCGGAGCAAGAGCUGGAGUACCAUGCAGGUAUGCUGGUGCAGAGUAUCAUCCAGCACGCCCUGAUUAAUCAGAACCAGUCUCAGCAGGGUGAAGAGUGGCAGAGGGUCCCCCCCCUCCAGAUGAGGCACUCAGACGUUCUACAUCCAUUUUAUGGGAACCUUUCAUCACUACCAACAGAAUAUCAGUCACUCACACAUCUAGACCUCCACUCUCCACCACCUCCCCAGCUCCACUUACCUCCAAGCCCACUGCAGCAGUCACCAACACCCUUACAGACCCUCCAGUCAGCUCCACCCCAGUACCAGUCAACUCCAUCACCUCAGCCGCUGUCACCUCCAGCCCAGUUCCAGUCAAGUCCAACCCAACAUCAGUCUCCUUCACCCCAGCUCCAGCCCCUCCCAACCCAGGUAGAGAGACCUACCUAUGUCCAGGUAGAGAGACCUACCUAUGUCCAGAUGGAGAGACCUACCUACGCCCCCCUUCCACAGAGAUCUUCCUCCGGGGGUCCUAAGAUCCUCGUCCAGUCCGCACUCAGUCGCUCACUGGCCCUAAACCCAGACCCGGUCCCAGUCCGCACUCCUGUCCUCAUCCCUCCCCGUCCCAUAGAGCCCUAUCAGGCUCCAGAGCUGCCCCGGACCCUGGGUGAAAAGGACCAGUUUAGCUACUUCACUAAGUACUCCGAGGCGGCCGAGCUCCGCAGCACAGCCGCAGCGACCAGAGCCCAGGAGACAGAGCAGAGCACCGGGCCGUUCAAGCUGCGCUCCCGGAAGCAGAGGACUCUGUCCAUGAUCGAGGAAGAGAUCCGAGCGGCGCAAGAGAGAGAGAAAGAGCUGAAGAAGCAGAGACUGGGAUCGGUGCGGUCAGGACCGGAUCCCAGAGACAACCAGACUGGCAGACCCAAGACGAUGACUAUCAACCCCAAGGACAAGCACAAGACCAAUAGCCUGCCCGCCAAACUCAGCCUCUCUGGGAGCCUGCCACCCACCAAACUCACCCUCACCAGCAAGACGGCACCAGGUAAGAUAAAUCCUUCUGCAUCCCCCUCCUCGUCUGAGAAUCCUUCUGCAUCCCCCUCCUCGUCUGAGAAUUCCUCGCCCCUCUUGGACCUGGGCUGUGACGACUCUGGGGAGAGCGGGCGCCCCAAAAACUUCAUGCAGACCCUGAUGGACGACUACGAGAAUCACAAAGUGAAGCGCCGGGAGAAAGUAGAGGACAACAGUGUGUUGGAGGCCACCCGCGUCACCCGCAGGAAAAGCAACAUGGCGCUGAGGUGGGAGGCGGGGCUUUACACUAACGAGGACGGAGAAGAAAAAGAGGAAGAGGAGUAGUAGUCUGUGACUAUCAGGGAUGGAAGGAGGAGGGACAUAGCAGCAACACAACUACAAGUAUUUAUUUUACUCAAGUAUUCUGAUCACAUGAUCUGUCACAUGAUCUACUGGAUGGACCAACCUGGAGCAUCAGCAAGCCCUGCCAACAGUGAAACGGAGAGACCCAUGGGAUAUGGCUGGUUGCCAAGUGACGGACAAGUAACCGUGAUGACAACAACAGUGUGUUCGGGCAGGUCAUUUUGGAAUGUUUGGACUUUUCCAGAUAAAAGGUGUGUAAAGGACUGUGCAGAUGAUGACAACGAUGAGUCAUACGCCAAGUGAUCCUGAAAUAUUAGAGCUCAAUUUCGAGUCUCAUAGCAAAGGGUCUGAAUACUUAUGUAAAUAAGAUAUUUCUGUUUUUUUUAUAUAUUUAAUACAUUUACAACAACAAAAAUGAAAAUAAAUACAGAAAUAUCUAAUUUACAUAAUUAUUGUCCCCUGAGUCAAUACUUUGUGGAAGUAAAUUUGGCGGUGAUUACUGCUGUGACUCUUUCUAGGUAGGUCUCUUUGGCCAUUAUUAUUUUUUAAAUUCUUCAAGCUCUGCCAAGUUGAUAGUUGAUCAUUGCUCUCCCAGUGUCUCCCAGUGUCUGCUGGAAAGCAAAAUGAAUCAGGUUUUCCUCUAGGAUUUUGCCUGUGCUUAUAGCCGUUUCAGUUUUUUUUGUACAAAAAACUCCUUAGUCCUUGCCGAUGACAAGCAUACCCAUAACAUGAUGCAGCCACCACCAUGCUUGAACAUAUGAAGUGGUACUCAGUGAUGUGUUGUGUUGGAUUUGCCCCAAACAUAACGCUUUGAAUUCAGGACAGAAAGUUAAUUUCUUUGCCACAUUUUUGGCAGUUUUAAUUAAGUGCCUUGUUGCAAACAGGAUGCAUGUUUUUAAAUAUUUUUAUUCUGUACUGGCUUCCUUCUUUUCACUCUGUCAUUUAGGUUAGUAUUGUGGACUAACUACAAUGUUGUUGAUCCAUCCUCAGUGUUCUCCAAUCACAGACAUUAAACUCUGUAACUGCUUUAGAGUCACCAUUGGCCUCAUGGUGAAAUCCCUGAGCAGUUUCCUUCAUCUCCAACAACUGCAUUAGAAAGGACGCCUUUGUCUUUUUAGUGACUUGGUGAUACGCCAUCCAACGUCUAAUUAAUAACUUCACAAUGCUAUAUUUUUUAUUUUGUUUAUUUUUUAGAUCUAACAAUCGAGGCCCUUCUUUGUGAGGCAUUGAAACACCUCGCCGGUCUUUGUGGUUGAAUCUGUGCCUCAAAUCAAAUCAAAUGAUUUGAUUUGAUUUGAUUUGCCUGACAUUCAUUACUUGGUUAAGGGUCCUUACAGAUAAUUGUAUGUGUGGAGUACAGAGAUGGGGUAGUUAUUAAGAAAUCAUGUUAACUACUAUUAUUGAACACCGAACUUAUUACACAAUUUGUUAAUUAAGCACAUUUAUAACUCGUGAGCAUAUUCAGGCUUACCAUAACAAAGGGGUUGAAUACAUAUUUACUCAAGACAUUUCAUCUUUUCAUUUUUUAUUUUUUAUUAAUUUAAAAAAAAAUCUACAAACAGAAUUCCACUUUGACAUUAUGGGGUAUGUAUGUAGGCCAGUGAUACAAAAUGUCAAUUUAAUCCAUUUAAAAAUUCAGUCUAUUACACAACAAAAUGUGGGAAAAGUCCAGGUGUGUAAAUACUUUCUGAAGGCAGUGUACAAUACGACAAUAGAAUGAACUACCAUGGGGACACUCAAAAUGGCCGCCCAUUACAACAAUACGACAAUAGAAUGAACUACCAUGGGGACACUCAAAAUGGCCACCCAUUACGUCAAUACGACAAUAGAAUGAACUACCAUGGGGACACUCAAAAUGACCGCCCAUUACGACAAUACGGCAAUACGACAAUAAGACAAUAGGACAAUAGGACAAUACGACAAUACGACAAUAGAAUGAACUACCAUGGGGACACUCAAAAUGGCCGCCCAUUACAACAAUACGACAAUAGAAUGAACUACCAUGGGGACACUCAAAAUGGCCGCCCAUUACGACAAUACGACGAUACGACAAUAAGACAAUAAGACAAUACGGCAAUACGACAACACGACAAUAGAAUGAACGACCAUGGGGACACUCAAAAUGGCCGCCCAUUACAACAAUACGACAAUAGAAUGAACUACCAUGGGGACACUCAAAAUGGCCGCCCAUUAUGGCAUCAUUCUGAUUCUAUGGAGGAGACACAAUACAUGUCGGGGGAGAUUUAUUUCUAGACUAACACUGUUCAAAGCAUUAAUCAUUCUACUGGUUUCCAAACUGUCUGUGUGUUGUAGUAUUCGAAUGUCAGAUAUUUAUUUUCUUUUUUUUAAUUCUCUGAUCAUUUAUAUUGGCAUUGCUUGUUUAAUUGCUCUCUUCUCUGAUGUACGCCGUUUUGAAGUUUAACAUAAUGAAAUAGGAUGGAUGUGUAUUUCAUCUCUCUAGAAGAAAUGUUCUUAUGUUUGCUUCUGGUGUGCUGGGGAAUAUUGCAAUAAUAUCUCUGCAAAUUGUUUAACUCUUGACCUUGCCAGCUAAGGGAAAGAAUGGUGAGAGUUAUGUUGGGUUUUAAAAAUAUAUUUUUUUUAUGCUUUUUGGAGAUAACACCAUUAUGAUACAAAACAAUGUAUUGGAGUUGCUAGAUUGGACCAAGGACUACACACUUUCAAAGCACCACAAUCUAUUGACGUCAAUAGAGAUAUUUUGCAUGAUAAAAAUAGAACACUUUUUUUUUUAUCCAGAAGUCAUGUCUUUCAAAGGGAUACAUAUUUUUCGUUACACAUUUAAGUAUUUUUCUAAACGUGGAGACAUCCAAUUGCUCUGUCCAGCUCUAUGUUCAGCUCUAUGUCCAACUCUAUGCCCAGCUCUAUGUCCAGCUCUAUGUCCAACUCUAUGUCCAACUCUAUGUCCAGCUCUAUGUUUUAAGUCAAGCUCUACUGUAUGUCCAGCUCUAUGUCCAGCUCUAUGUUUUAAGUCAAGCUCUACUGUAUGUCCAGCUCUAUGUCCAGCUCUAUGUCCAACUCUAUGUUCAGCUCUAUGUUUUAAGUCAAGCUCUACUGUAUGUCCAGCUCUAUGUCCAGCUCUAUGUCCAGCUCUAUGUCCAGCUCUAUGUUUUAAGUCAAGCUCUACUGUAUGUCCAGCUCUAUGUCCAGUUCUAUGUUUUAAGUCAAGCUCUACUGUAUGUCCAGCUCUAUGUCCAGCUCUAUGUCCAGCUCUAUGUUUUAAGUCAAGCUCUACUGUAUGUCCAGCUCUAUGUUUUAAGUCAAGCUCUACUGUAUGUCCAGCUCUAUGUCCAGCUCUAUGUUUUAAGUCAAGCUCUACUGUAUGUCCAGCUCUAUGUUUUAAGUCAAGCUCUACUGUAUGUCCAGCUCUAUGUCCAGCUCUAUGUCCAGCUCUGUUUUAAGUCAAGCUCUACUGUAUGUCCAGCUCUAUGUACAGCUCUAUGUCCAGCUCUAUGUUUUAAGUCAAGCUCUACUGUAUGUCCAGCUCUAUGUCCAGCUCUAUGUCCAGCUCUAUGUCCAGCUCUAUGUCCAGCUCUAUGUUUUAAGUCAAGCUCUACUGUAUGUCCAGCUCUAUGUCCAGCUCUAUGUUUUAAGUCAAGCUCUACUGUAUGUCCAGCUCUAUGUUUUAAGUCAAGCUCUACUGUAUGUCCAGCUCUAUGUCCAGCUCUAUGUCCAGCUCUGUUUUAAGUCAAGCUCUACUGUAUGUCCAGCUCUAUGUCCAGCUCUAUGUCCAGCUCUAUGUUUUAAGUCAAGCUCUACUGUAUGUCCAGCUCUAUGUCCAGCUCUAUGUCCAGCUCUAUGUUUUAAGUCAAGCUCUACUGUAUGUCCAGCUCUAUGUCCAGCUCUAUGUUUUAAGUCAAGCUCUACUGUAUGUCCAGCUCUAUGUUUUAAGUCAAGCUCUACUGUAUGUUCAGCUCUAUGUUCAGCUCUAUGUCCAGCUCUAUGUCCAACUCUAUGUCCAGCUCUAUGUUUUAAGUCAAGCUCUACUGUAUGUCCAGCUCUAUGUUCAGCUCUAUGUCCAGCUCUAUGUCCAGCUCUAUGUUUUAAGUCAAGCUCUACUGUAUGUCCAGCUCUAUGUAUUAAGUCAAGCUCUACUGUAUGUUCAGCUCUAUGUUCAGCUCUAUGUCCAGCUCUAUGUCCAGCUCUAUGUUUUAAGUCAAGCUCUACUGUAUGUCCAGUUCUUUCAUAGCAAAUUCAGAACAAGACAUAGAAGUAUUAACUUCUCUAAAUGGACUGAAUGAACAACACUGAAACCAGAGAUGAUUAGACAACGGACCGGAUAACAAUCAUGCUGUUAUUGACCGACAGACACUACUACAACAAAAGGAACAUGUUGUUUUACUCUGUGGAUGUUGUUCUCCUAAAUGAGGGCCCUGCCAGCUCUACCGUCCCACAAACCAGGUUCUGAGAACUGUUUAGGGAAGUAGGCCAUGUACCGUGGCCCUCCGAGCCCACAGAAUGUUCUAGGCAUGCUCCAAGUCCGUUCAUCUCCCUGACAAAGCACAGGGGCCGCGUUCCAAAUGAUUGUGCUCAGGCAAUGGUCAAAUGAAGUGCACUAUACAGGGAAUAGGGUGUCAAUUGGGACGUGUCCACAAUCCACAAUAUUAUUUUUGUGUUUCUUAUUGUGUUCUAGAAAAUCUUCUUCUUUUUUUACAUUGACAAUUAUUUCAUGGGCUUUCACUAUUGUGUUUCAUGGGAUAUCACUAUUGUGUUUCAUGGGAUAUCACUAUUGUGUUUCAUGGGAUAUCACCAUUGUGUUUCAUGGGCUAUCACCAUUGUGUUUCAUGGGAUAUCACUAUUGUGUUUCAUGGGCUAUCACUAUUGUGUUUCAUGGGCUAUCACUAUUGUGUUUCAUGGGCUAUCACUAUUGUGUUUCAUGGGCUAUCACUAUUGUGUUUCAUGGGAUAUCACUAUUGUGUUUCAUGGGAUAUCACUAUUGUGUUUCAUGGGAUAUCACCAUUGUGUUUCAUGGGAUAUCACUAUUGUGUUUCAUGGGAUAUCACUAUUGUGUUUCAUGGGAUAUCACCAUUGUGUUUCAUGGGAUAUCACCAUUGUGUUUCAUGGGAUAUCACUAUUGUGUUUCAUGGGAUAUCACUAUUGUGUUUCAUGGGAUAUCACUAUUGUGUUUCAUGGGAUAUCACUAUUGUGUUUCAUGGGAUAUCACUAUUGUGUUUCAUGGGAUAUCACUAUUGUGUUUCAUGGGAUAUCACCAUUGUGUUUCAUGGGAUAUCACUAUUGUGUUUCAUGGGAUAUCACCAUUGUGUUUCAUGGAAUAUCACUAUUGUGUUUCAUGGGAUAUCACCAUUGUGUUUCAUGGGAUAUCACUAUUGUGUUUCAUGGGCUAUCACUAUUGUGUUUCAUGGGCUAUCACUAUUGUGUUUCAUGGGCUAUCACUAUUGUGUUUCAUGGGCUAUCACUAUUGUGUUUCAUGGGAUAUCACUAUUGUGUUUCAUGGGAUAUCACCAUUGUGUUUCAUGGGAUAUCACCAUUGUGUUUCAUGGGAUAUCACUAUUGUGUUUCAUGGGAUAUCACUAUUGUGUUUCAUGGGAUAUAACCAUUGUGUUUCAUGGAAUAUCACUAUUGUGUUUCAUGGGCUAUCACUAUUGUGUUUCAUGGGAUAUCACUAUUGUGUUUCAUGGGAUAUCACUAUUGUGUUUCAUGGGAUAUCACUAUUGUGUUUCAUGGGAUAUCACCAUUGUGUUGCAUGGGAUAUCACCAUUGUGUUGCAUGGGAUAUCACUAUUGUGUUUCAUGGGAUAUCACUAUUGUGUUUCAUGGGAUAUCACCAUUGUGUUUCAUGGGAUAUCACCAUUGUGUUUCAUGGGACAUCACUAUUGUGUUUCAUGGGAUAUCACUAUUGUGUUUCAUGGGAUAUCACUAUUGUGUUUCAUGGGAUAUCACUAUUGUGUUUCAUGGGAUAUCACCAUUGUGUUUCAUGGGAUAUCACCAUUGUGUUUCAUGGGAUAUCACUAUUGUGUUUCAUGGGAUAUCACCAUUGUGUUUCAUGGGAUAUCACCAUUGUGUUUCAUGGGAUAUCACUAUUGUGUUUCAUGGGAUAUCACCAUUGUGUUUCAUGGGAUAUCACCAUUGUGUUUCAUGGGAUAUCACUAUUGUGUUUCAUGGGAUAUCACCAUUGUGUUUCAUGGGAUAAAGAAGCUUUGAUUGGAUGUUUCUGCUUAAGUCUGACGACACAUGGGAGAGUGUGUUUCUCUGAUUCUAAUGUGUGUGUGGCAACAGUGUUAACUGAGUGACAAUGUUGCUGUGAUGACAUACAGACAGUAUUCUGUUUGCCUUGGGGGAGAGUGAGAGAGGGAAGAGGGCGAGAGAAGGGUGAGAGAGAGAGGAGGGGAGAGGGAAAGAGCAUGACUUGAACUUCCUAAGAUUGUCAGGGAAGUUGAACUGAGAUUGACCUGUGAACGAGGAAGUGGAGCAUAGUGCAGUACAUAAUCACGCUGAUAUUACUGAAAGACAGUGUUGAUAGUUUGACAUGAUGAACAGCUAGACAAGCUUUUUCUAUCUGAAAUAAUCAUUUUAACUCACAAAAGUAGAGGUUUGUUUUAUUGCCUGGUAGCUUUGAGAUGUUUUUUUAUGAUGAGAGACUUUAUAAAACUUGUGCAGUGGAAAAUACACUAAAGGAAAAUAGUUUUCCUGAGGCCUGUAUCUAAAUGUCAUGUACAGUAAUGUAAACAAGCUGUGUAUGUUUAUGUGUCCGUGUGUGUGUGUGUGUGAUGGUCCUCAGCGUGGUAAAUCCACAACAGAUAAAUAUGCAAGUCAAGGUGAGUAACAGGAGUGUCUGCUUUUCUAGCUUCACAUCACAAUGCUAUUUGAUUAGCAUAAGGCUAAAUGUAAUUACUGCAAAUCCUAAUUGUGUCUGCUAUUGCCAAAUGUCUUUAACAUGUACAGGUGUCUCUUAAUAUGAGAAUGCUUCUUGGGCGUAUGAUACAAAAACAACACAAAUCCUAUAAUUAAAUCAAGCUGAAUUUGGUCUCGGGAACUUGAAAAGAAAGUAGUAAUUUCUUGAAUUAAUAAAUUAGUGUUGACAGUUUAUAUUUGGUGGGAUAAUGCAGUUUGUCAUGAGUGAAUACAAAACCAUUUAAGGGUCUGGGAACAAAUGAGGAAGUAGCAGAACAGUGAUAACACACUAUACAGUAAUAAUGUAAAUGCCAUGUAGAGCACAUUUGCAAGUGUUAAAUUCUUGGUAUAAAGGGUUAUGAAUGCAAUAUCUGAGUGUUGAUUCUAGUGGUGUUAACACCAGUGGUAUAUCUGAGUGUUGAUUCUAGUGGGGUUAACACCAGUGGUAUAUCUGAGUGUUGAUUCUAGUGGGGUUAACACCAGUGGUAUAUCUGAGUGUUGAUUCUAGUGGGGUUAACACCAGUGGUAUAUCUGAGUGUUGAUUCUAGUGGGGUUAACACCAGUGGUAUAUCUGAGUGUUGAUUCUAGUGGUGUUAACACCAGUGGUAUAUCUGAGUGUUGAUUCUAGUGGGGUUAACACCAGUGGUAUAUCUGAGUGUUGAUUCUAGUGGGGUUAACACCAGUGGUAUAUCUGAGUGUUGAUUAAGAUGGCUUUACAUAUAGUUAUAACCGCGAAAGGCUUUGCUAUACUAUUUUACCAUAUAUACCACCAUCGUCCAAAGUGGAGAGCUCCAUGAUUGAAGCUCUGUAGGUUACAGUCGAGUAGACCCUAGUGGGAGGGGGAAUAGGUUACAGUGGAAUAGACCCUAGUGGGAGGGGGAAUAGGUUACAGUGGAGUAGACCCUAGUGGGAGGGGGAAUAGGUUACAGUGGAGUAGACCCUAGUGGGAGGGGGAAUAGGUUACAGUGGAGUAGACCCUAGUGGGAGGGGGAAUAGGUUACAGUGGAGUAGACCCUAGUGGGAGGGGGAAUAGGUUACAGUGGAGUAGACCCUAGUGGGAGGGGGAAUAGCUGAUGUGAUAAAGAAGCAAUCAUAUGCAUGUGUAAAACCCUACCUAUGUUUGUAUGUUAGCCCCUUGUAUGUUCAUAUUCUGCUUCUGUUGGUUUAUAUAGUAGGCUACUUGUAUUCACAGUUAUACGCCUAUAUAAUUAUUUUGUCAUUAAAAAGAACAUCUGUAA